AGACAUAAUCAACAAUGAAGUUAAAUACGCAAAUCUUUAUCGCCGCUACCAUCCUGGCUUCGAUUGUUACCGCUGCUCCCAUGCGAAAAGACGCAGAAACCUCUAUAAUCUGCAAUCUUGCGUGGGCAAACAGUGAGCACGCACUGGAUACGGACUGUACGGGCGCUGAUAUUAUAUUCGCAGAUCCUUCUAUUCCUGAUGCGCGAGUGUCCAAGGCUCUCAAGGACCACAGCGUCGACAUCAUGGCAUAUCUGAGCGUUGGGACAGUCAACCCAGAAUACACACCUGAUGACAGGUUAGUAGCACUCGCCUGGAAGCAAAAUAAGGACAAGAAUAGUGAGGGUGAUGUCUGGGGGGAUUGGUUUUUCAACACAAAUGAUUUGAUCCCGAAAGUUCUUCCAAUCAUGGAGGACAUCAUAAGUAGCUACAAAGAAAGGGGCUUUACUAUGAUCUCCACCGAUAAUGCAAAACCUUCCACCGGUGUCACUGAUAAUAAUACUCAAUCCAAGAGCUAUGCCGACAAAGAGCGAAUCGACCCGCGUUAUGUGGCGUACAUGCAGGAGAUUGUGAAGUUUGCGCACUCCAUAGGCUUGAAGGUCACGUUGAAGAACCCGUCGUAUUACGUUAAUGAACCCGCGGUGGUGAAUGAGUUUGACGCUUACAUUAUAGAGUCUAUGUUCAACUACUACCCGUGGGACGUGGAUACACACGAGUCCCUCUUGUACACGCAGAAACCUCUUUGGUUGUUCCAGUACCCAGGAAUCAAUCACCUGACUAAGGAUAUGUUGGAUGAGAUGAAGGAGCGGAAUAUUCACUUGGUCUACAUGGACUCUCCUUCAGGUUACCAUCAAUUCCGCGUUUAAAGCUGCCAUCAUACAAGAGUUAAACACCAAAUAAACAUCGAAAUAGUCG
Sphaeroforma arctica JP610 is the source of this 912-nucleotide messenger RNA. RefSeq lists its product as hypothetical. The transcript has a single exon. The coding region runs from base 15 to 863 and encodes 282 amino acids. The record is from RefSeq and is a predicted model, not a curated record. NCBI's taxonomy places the organism in Eukaryota, Ichthyosporea, Ichthyophonida.